AUGUGGGUGCCAACUUUUGGAACCAUGAGGAUUAAUAGGAAAGAACUUCCUGAUGAAGCCAAGGCAAUCAAAGGGAGAACUCCCGAUACCACCAUCUUUUUCUCGAAAGGAAAGUGUAAGCUCAUCUCUUACUUCAACGAGAAUAAGAAGCUGGUAUUGGUCUUGUCAACCUGCCACGAAAAGAACGAAAUUGAAGUCGUCGAGCAGGAUGUGUUCAUUGGCAAAGAAAAAAUGACAAUACACAAACCCCAACCCAUCCUUGAUUACAACCACAAAAUGGGUGGGGUUGACACUGUGGAUCAGAUGACCAGGUAUUAUACGUGUAGACGUCGAACAAACAGGUGGAACAUCAGGGCUUUAUAUGAUAUGAUUGAUAAAGCUGCCUUAAACGCGUAUAAAACGUACUCAAAUUACCACCCUUGCAAACGAGUGGAUUUUUUGAACAGUCUUUCUGGUGCUUUAAUGAAAAUGAAAUGA
This is a messenger RNA of Entamoeba invadens IP1, 477 nucleotides long. RefSeq lists its product as hypothetical. Bases 1 to 477 code for a protein of 158 amino acids. The transcript has a single exon. Lineage: Eukaryota; Evosea; Mastigamoebida; Endamoebidae. The record is from RefSeq and is a predicted model, not a curated record.